UGCCCUUCCUUCUCUGGAGGACAGAUGGCUGUGUACUGGUGGCUCUGCGGGCCGCCCUGCGCAGUCAGAAGUAGUACAUUCCUUCGUCUCUCUUGGAGGAAAUUAAAAAGUGUGUCGAUUGGCCAUAGCCAUGUGCUUCAGGGAUGUAUGGUCAGUGCUAGGUGAGGCAUGGCUGCUCAGGGCUCUCCUGGAAACAGCUGGGCUGAAGAGAACGUUGCUCUGAAAAAUGUCACCAGACACAAAACUCGCAGGCCAUCUGUAGAGAAGAGGAAAAAAUGAAAUACCUAUUCUUAAUAUUUUUCAUGAACUUAUUGCCACAAUAUGCUGGCAAGUCUUUGAGCAGAGAUGGCAAUUACCCAAAAACAUUUGAAGACAUUAGAAAUGAGAUAGCUGGCUAUUAUGAUAUUGCUAAAGCUAUAAUUGACCUUGCUGUUUACGGAAAAGCUCAGAACAGAUCUUAUGAAAGAUUGGCUGUUUUUGUUGAUACCAUAGGACCUAGACUAAGUGGUUCAAAAAAUCUAGAUGCAGCCAUCAAGUAUAUGUACAGUGCCCUGCAGAAAGACGGGCUGGAGAAUGUGCAUCUGGAGCCUGUGAAAGUACCUCACUGGGAAAGAGGAGAAGAGUUUGCCAUGAUGCUGGAACCAAGGAAUCACAGCAUUGCUAUUUUGGGACUUGGGAGCAGUGUUGCAACUCCUCCGGAAGGAAUUACAGCGGAAGUCCUAGUGGUAGCCUCUUUUGAUGAACUGCACAGAAGAGCUCAAGAGGCCAAGGGGAAGAUCGUUGUCUACAACCAACCUUUCAUCAGUUAUGGUGAAACUGUGUGGUACAGAUCACUGGGAGCAGUGGAAGCUGCUAAGGUUGGAGCAGUGGCAUCCCUCAUUAGAUCCAUUGCUUCUUUUUCUAUUGAUAGCCCACAUACUGGCUGGCAGAACUACCAGUCUGGUAUACCUCAGAUUCCCACUGCUUGCAUCUCUGUGGAAGAUGCUGAAAUGAUGUCACGGAUGUCUUUCCGAGGCACUAAGAUUGUUGUGUACCUGAAGAUGGGAGCCAGGACCUACCCAGACUCUGCUUCUUUUAACACGGUGGCAGAAAUAGUUGGAAGCAAGUACCCAGAGCAGAUUGUGUUGGUCAGUGGACAUCUGGACAGCUGGGAUGUUGGGCAGGGAGCUAUGGAUGAUGGCGGCGGAGCAUUUAUAUCAUGGGAAGCAUUAUCACUCAUUAAGGAUCUGGGACUUCGUCCAAAAAGAACUGUGCGCUUGGUGCUAUGGACAGGAGAAGAACAAGGAGGAAUAGGUGCUGAGCAAUACUACCAGUUGCAUAAGGAAAACAUCUCUAACUUUGAUAUCGUCAUGGAGUCUGAUGAGGGCACCUUCAAGCCAUCUGGGCUGGCUUUUACUGGUAAUGCCAAAGCUCGUGACAUCGUGAAAGAGAUCAUGGCUCUGCUACUGCCUAUCAACGUUACAGAAGUUUAUGACACUGCAGAUGGAACAGACAUCAAUUUCUGGAUGAGGGACGGAGUGCCUGGUGCCAGCUUGCGUGAUGACCUCAGUAAAUACUUCUGGUUUCAUCAUUCUCAAGGGGACACGAUGACAGUUCAAGAUCCAAAACAGAUGAAUCUCUGUGCUGCUGUUUGGGCUGUUGUCUCCUAUAUAAUUGCUGACAUGGAAGAGAUGCUGCCAAGGAUCAGCUCCGUCUGGUGGUUUUCACUUAAAACAAUAAACCAGAACUCCCAAGCCCUAUCCUGACUGUGUAGCCAUCGUGCUGGGUGGUCUUGGCACACCCUACAGGUAUGACUCCUGUGCAGAUGUGUUUUGUGAAAAGCUUAACAAGGUGUAUUUUCUAAACUGGAUGCUGUCAAAAGCAUGGGACGCUUUUUGUUCUAAUGAGGCAUCUUUUGUCCUUGGUCAUAACCUGAAAGCAGCUGAGGUUUUGGCAUCACAUAAUUAUGCUCCAUAGGUGAGUUAACCUUACAACUAAAUAAUACUUCAGCUUGACUGGAAUCUGAAUACCAUUGUGGCCCUACUUUGUUGUGACUGAUUCAUGGUCUGGGAUGGAAAACACAGAAUUUGAUGGUUUUUUGACCUUCAAACAAAUGAAAACUUGGAGUUGUGGAGCAUUUUCUGUUGGUUAAAAAAAAAAUGGAUUCUUUGUAUGUGAAAUUGUAGACUUUUGCCUUUAAAGUUCCACACAGAGACUUCUAGAAAAUAACAUCAUGAGGAGAGAAUAGCAAUGUUUAGUACAAAACCCAUCAUGCAUAGUAAUACCAUGAGACUGUAAAGAAGUAAUAUAUCCCAAAGUUAAAGUGUUGUGUUUUUUUUUUUUUCCCCUAGAAUGAGAGUUAGCACAAUAAAACUGUAAUUUUAAUAAAAUGUCUUAUUUGUUCUUAACACGUUUUCUUAUAGCUGCAUGAAAUGAGCCUUACUGGAGUAAAUUCAGAGAAGACUCUGCAAAUGCAAAUAGGUUACACCCUUCUGCAUUAUCUUGAACAGAAAUACACAAAGAGCUCACACACAUAUUCUGCUUCUGUUCAUGGUGGUUACAGAGCCUUUAGUACAAAUAAUUAGGAGUCAUCCCUCAUAAAGCACUAACAAGUUAGUGAAAUGUCAGAGGAUUUCCCUCUAUGUUCAGUUUCAUUACAGAUUCUUCUACUUUCUAUUUUCUUAGUAGAUACAAUUAAUGACACUGAAGACUUCUCAGGGUAGAAAAUUAAAGUGAGAAUUUGGCUUAAGAAGAGUGUUUACUGAUAACUCUGUUUUCAAGCUCCCAAAUACAUCAAUUGCUUUUUCACCUGUCAACCCCUGGCUCCAAAUUUGAUACAUGGUAUUAACUGCAUCACUUUACUAAAGGAAAUUACAGAAAAACUUAGUUAUAUAAAAGUGUUCUUUGAACUUUAAGGUGAAACAAGAACUCUGUCUUUAAGAUGACUCACUGCCUUCAAAUAUUUUUUCCAAAUACUUUCUUUAAAAAUUGAUUUUAAUUUGUGUCACAGACACUAUGCAUGCCCACGAUUCACUCAUCUGGAAGAAAGCAGCACAAGGAGAAUAAAUUGCAUGCAAUGGAUCUGAGAUACUGCUCUAAGCUGGAAUAAGGCUCUGGAUUUCAGAAACCACUUCAGUUUGCCAGCAGUGACCACCAAAAACAAGUUAGCGUCGGGUGUUCAAGGAAUGAAAACCACAUUUGUGCCUUGUGUUUAGUGUGGAAGAAAACUAAACAUCCUUAGAGAAGUGGGAUGUAUAAGGUAAAAUAACAAGAAGAGCAAGUGGCAAGAUAAAAAAAUUCUUAGUGUGCCCAUAUACACAGCACCGGGAUACCUGGAGCACUCCCCUUUUCUCAUGGAUGGAAAAAAUAAAGAAACUGUAGACCAGAAUGCCUACAUUCAGUACAAAUGUAUGAAAAAGUAAGACAUUUGAAUCCAGGAAAUACUCUGGUUGCCUCAGAUGUUGUUACAGGACCAAGACCUGAGUUGGCUGAUGUCAGGCUUGGAAGUUUAAACCAGCUUUAAGCAGGUCUGUGCCAGCUGGAUGGAAGAAUUGCAUAACUGAUGGGUUCAUUAUCGUUCAUCACCCAAGUAGGUGAAAAUGAGCUGAUCUCGGUGCACUUUUAUUAGAAUUUUGAUUCAAGGAAAAUUGGGAACAAUCCCUGGUGCCAGAAGAACUGUUAUAUGAAGUUGUGGUUGGAAACUGCAGUGUGUAAUACUGCUGUAGCAGGGCUUUUCAUCUCCCUUUUUGCCUUUUCAGAGGAUUGUUUCGUGCAGUGAGUUCUGAGUUUUUUUGUCAAGGUUUACUUUAAAGUUUGAAAUUGAUGGGCUUCCCACUAUUUCCCUGAAGCAAGUUUUCUUUGCAAUGAAUCUUCUCAACAAACUUCUUUGGAGCUGGUACCUUACCAGUGGGAUAACGCCGGCGGUCAGUGUGCUUGCAGAAUCUUCAGACAUGAGAAAUCUGCCCUUUUGUCUUCUAGGGGAAAAUGAAGUUUGUGUGACUACAGAUGUUGGUGAUUUAUUUAUAUUGCGUGCAGUGAUUCUUAAUUGAAGAAAGAAAGGAAGAAAGUCCCGACUGCUUUUGUGCAACCUCAGCAGCAUUGAGGCAAUGACAGAUGGAAGGACUGCUGUACGAGGCACAGGCGCAGUGAUCUUCGCUCAUCGUAUUGCUGUGCUGUUUGCCUUCAGUAUGUCACUAAAAAUUCAAUAUCUCAAUAACACAUUCAGAGAAAGCUCAUGAAAUCCAAAGGGCCUCACCUGUCUCAAAAGAGGAGAUUCUGAAAUGUUCAGACUUGCCUGCCUUCCAUCCAGGGGGUUUCAUGUCACACUGUGGUUGCUAUCUAAUACUUCAAUGUAAACAACAGGAAUAAGACUGCAUCAAAGAUCGUUUUUACACUUUCAUCUUAAAAACAAAGUAAAAUAAAAUAAAAUAAAAUAAAAUAAAAUAAAAUAAAAUAAAAUAAAACUAAAACAUUUUGACCAUGGCUGAAACAAAAGACAUGGCACAGAUGAAGUGACAUGCUCCCCGGCAGGAGAAAGGUGUGGUUCAGUGAGACAAAAGGAAAGUGCAUGUUUUCUCACAAUUGAAAUUAUCUGAGGAUGUAUCUUACAAUCAAUCUCCCCUCCAGAACAUAUGGAUUCAUACAUUCAGGACAAAUUAAAUAACCAGCCCAUUUGAAUUUUAAAGAAUAAUGUGGUUAAUAAAUAGAGAAAAGAUCAGGGAGCUAUGAUGUAGCAAGUCCUCUGAAAGUUUCUUAAUGGCAGUUAAUAAAACUUCAAAAUCAAUAUAUGACUUUCCUGGAAUCUGACGUAAAGUCAUUAAAAUGGAAGAAAUAAGAUGCAAGCUGGUGUGCUUGCUAGAACUGAAACAUUUGUGUCCUGGACACUUUGUGUCUGGGGAUGAAGAUGAUCAAAAUUUCUGUGAAUUAGUGUUACACUAAAUUCUGCAAACCAAAGGUUUUCACAAGAAAGUGAAAAUCAUUCCCUCAGUGUAUCACCUUGACAACAUGUUAUAAAAGGUUGCAUUCUCUUCCUGACUGGCUAUAAAAGGAUGGAUGGAGUUUUGUUUUGUCUUGAGAAAAAUUACUGCUGUCUCCUUUGUAACACAUGGAAAGAGAAAUGGCUGUCCAUGGCACAAAGGCCAGCCUUCCCAUGAGCGCUACAUAUUGGUUUCCAUUGUUAAAAAAAAGGCUAUUUCUAAAAACCUUUUAUUUCCCACCUCUUCCCAUCUCCUAGACCUGGCUACCAAAGCCCUACAAGUUCUCAAACCAAACACGAUUGUAAUGCAACAAGAACAAGCCCCAGCUGUUUUUCAAGGUUUGAAAAUAUUUUUCUUUCUUUGUUUAAACAGCUACCUCAACGCCAGGCAGCCUCUGUGUUUGAAGCUACUUAUGGAAAGGGUCUCCUCUACAUCUUCCAGUGAUGCUUUCGGAGCAUUUGAUACUAAUGAUAAUGUAUUGGGGCAGCUUUGUGCUGUUCUGGUACAAUGUAUCAUGGUUUCACUAGCAACUAGCAAAGCUCCUGAUAUUUCAUUUUCAGAAUUUUUUUUGCAUUUUUUUAUUCCCUGUGUUACUUCGUUUGAAUUUGAAUGAUGACAGACAGCAAACACCACUUUACUCCUGAUGGUCUUUGGAAAAAAAAAUAGUAUCAAGAAAAACAAGAGGGGAGAGAGAGACUGUCCCUUCGAAUUUCCUACACACCAGUGCUGCUUGCUGGGUCUUGCAUUUUGGCACAGAACUAGGGCUCAGAAGGGAUUGACAUUACUGGCAUGCCUUGCUCCUCAGACUGAGGGAGCUUCCACUAAGCUGGGCAGAACUUUCUGCACUUUAUUUUCCUUUUGAGUUUCAAGCUUGAAGAAACACCAUACCCUGCAAAGAAAACUCAGUUAUAAAAUUGAGUUUUAUAACUCAGAAGAGAGAGCUGUUUCUCUUGGCUUCAUGGUGAAGAUGAGAUGGAAAAAGUAAGUUCCUCAGUGAAUUUAGGUUGUUGCUAUAUAUAGAGCUGGUUUUGUGUAAAGGCAUAGGAGACUUAGGAAACCUGAUAAUGAAAUAUAUGUGAAGGCACAAAGCCAGUUACAUUCAAUAUGAUUUCAGGUUUUAUUGAGAAGACCCUAUAAUGUAUUUCAUGGAGUACUUAAAGCUAACAGUGUAAUAAAGCCAGGCAUAGAACUUAAAUGCACACAGCCAGGCUAGCUGUGCUCAUGGCCGAUUCAAAUGCCUGGGCUGGUGGGGCUUUCUCACCACAAGUUCUUGCACCAGUGCAGUGUAACAUUCACACUAAAAUCUCCAGAACUGAAGUUGGAAUGAGUUGUAUCCAUUUAAUGGUAUCAUCUGACCACUGGAAGUAGCUUAUUUUUAACUGAAAUCCAUGUUCGCCCGAAAUAUGGCACUUGCUUGAAAAGCAAAUUAUAGGUUGGUGGUACUUCUGCAUGGAAGUAUGGUAGCAGGAAUGGGUCCUUCCAUUAGUCCUGAGACAGCCUGUGUGAGCUCUGUGACAGAGCAGUGGGUAAAGCCUUAGUAUGAAGCGCAGCCAUGUAAGACACCAUCCCAGUCUGUCCGCUGGCUAUCUCAAAUAUGUUCCUUGGUGUCACUUCUUUUCCAGCACUGGAAAAGGGGACAUCAGUAGUUCCAGUGUUAAGGAGGAAUUCAGCAAAGAUACUUUGCAAAUCCCUGUCUUUGUAAGGUGACGUUGUAAGAUGUGAGAUGUCCUUAUACCUAAUGUGUUUAAAUACAAAAUACAGAUUUUGCUUGCAGGUGUAUAUUACAAAGAUAAUUGUGCUUUUCAUCAUUCCUUACUUUAAGUAAUGGGUACGUACAUGAGUGAGGGGAGAGUAGGGGGGAUGUAAAGCCUGACGAAAAUCAGAACAUGCAAUUCUAGAAGUACUAAUUGCACAGCUUGCUUUAAUUGAAAUGCAUUUUUAUUUAAAAAAAAAAAAAAAAAACAGCAAAACAAGCAACAAUAACAAAAAAAAAACAAACCACAGUUUUCUGUAAGCACAUCAAUGUAGGUCUACCCUUUGAUUUAUAUAGAGGAAGGAUUUAAUUGAAGGUAGGCAGCAGCUGCUUUGAUUGAGCUCAUAAACAUUUUUUCCAUGUAUAGAAGGCAGCACAGAAAAUAUAUUGAGAAGUUCUUGAAAGAGAAAAACUAGCAGAGCCAGGCAUUGUGGAAAGAAGUAUAAAAGGGGAGCUAGAAUGGACUUUAUUCUUCUCAUUCAUUUAGUUCCCCAAACAACAGACUCUUGCUUUGUGGGAAAAUAGUUAGGGUCUUCAUUCCCUCCUGUGUAAGCAGGAAGGAGCUGCACACCAUGCAGAGCCUUCAGCAGCAGCCCUGUGCUCCACUGGACCUGGGCUACAUCUGGAUGUGUUUUCUUAUAUAAAUGAGAGGCAGAGAAAUUCCCUCCUGCCUUCUGCAUUUUACUUUUUCUCAAAUCAAAGGUAAUAUGGACAUCUCAGUGAAAACUAGGCUCAGAUCACUGUGUUUAAUAAAAACAAGCCCUCAGUUUUUCAUUCUUAUUGUACUUGUUCCUACAAAUGCCAUGGAAAUUGCAGGAUUUUUACUUCUUCCAGUUUCUUUUACAGUCCUUUGGAGUAGAAACAGAGCAGGCCAGUUUUGCAUCCAGGCCUGGGGCCCCCAGCACAAGACGUGGAGCUGUUGGGGUCCAGAGGAGGCCACAAGCAUGCUCAGACGGUUGGAGCACCUCUCCUAACAAGAAAGGCUUCUACAGAUACCUCAAUCAGAAAAGGAAGGUGCAGGAGAGCGUAACCUCCCUAAUGAGAGAAAAAAAACAGCUGGUAAAAACAGAUGAGGAAGGUGAAGUAUGUAACAGCUUUUUUGCCUCCAUAUUCUCUGAUAAUGCUUGUCACACAGCCCUCAAAUGUGUGGUUUUGGUAGGAGUGGAUAGGGGAAGCAACAUCCCUCCCGCUGUAAGCAAAGAUCAGGUGACCACCUGAGGAAUCUGAAGAUCCACAGAAUAAGUGUCCUGACGAGGUGAAUCCUAGAGCCAUGAGGAAAUUAGCCAGUGUAGUUGCCAAGCCACUCUUCAUGAUAUUUGAAAAGUCGUGGCAAUCGGGUGAAGUUUCUGGUGACUGGAAAAAAGGCAACAUCACACUUAUUUGUAGGAAGCAUAAAAGGGAUGAUCCUAGGAACUACCAAUCUGUCAGUCUCAUCGCUGUGCUGGGAAAGAUCAUAGAACAGAUCCUCCAGGAACCAGUGCUAAGAUACAUGGAAGACAGGGCAGUGAUAUGGGAGAAUCAGCAUGGUUUUAGCAAGGGCAAAUCCUGCUUGACCAACCUAGUGGCCUUGUAUGACAGUGUCACUGCAUCAGUGGUCAAGGGAAGAGCCACUGUGUCAUCUAUGUGGACACUGACAUGGCCCCCUACAACGUCCUUCUCUCCAAAUUGGAAAGAUAUGGAUUUGGUUGGUGGACUGUUUGAUGAAUGAAACAUCCCUGGAUCGAGUCCAGAGAGUGGUGGUAAAUGUCUGAGUGUCUCAAUGGAGAUCAGUGAUGAUUGGUGUCGACCCAGGGGUUGGUGCUGGGGCCGAUACUUUUUAAUAUCUUCACCAAUUACAUUGACAGUGGGGUCAAUUGCACCCUCAGCAAGUUUGCUGAUGACACUAAGUUCUGAAGUGCAGUUGACACAUCAGGAGGAUGGGAUGCCAUCCAGGGACCUAGACAGGCUUGAGCAGUGGGCCCAGGUGAACCUCAUGAGAUUAACAAAUCCAAAUGCAAGGUCUUUCACCUGGAUCGAGUCAACAUCCACUAUCAGUACAAGCUGGGGAUUGAGGAUUGAGUGCAACCCUGCUGAAAAGGACAUGGGAGUACUGGUGGAUGGC
Centrocercus urophasianus (Greater sage-grouse) is the source of this 8809-nucleotide messenger RNA. RefSeq names its product carboxypeptidase Q (gene CPQ). The transcript has 9 exons. The record is from RefSeq and is a predicted model, not a curated record. Gene Ontology annotation, biological process: peptide catabolic process; thyroid hormone generation; proteolysis. NCBI's taxonomy places the organism in Eukaryota, Metazoa, Chordata, Aves, Galliformes, Phasianidae. Gene Ontology annotation, molecular function: metallodipeptidase activity. Bases 276 to 1745 code for a protein of 489 amino acids.